Manduca sexta (tobacco hornworm) is the source of this 4106-nucleotide messenger RNA. RefSeq lists its product as uncharacterized. The transcript is spliced from 6 exons. Bases 441 to 1193 code for a protein of 250 amino acids. The record is from RefSeq and is a predicted model, not a curated record. Lineage: Eukaryota; Metazoa; Arthropoda; Insecta; Lepidoptera; Sphingidae.
AGUUCGCUUGGUCUGCGAGCACGCGGCGCGGUUACGCAAACACCCGUAUUAUGUGACAUGUCCCGCACACAUUAAUAAGAUAAAACAGUGACACAAAUUUAAAAAAAGAAUACAUUUAUAAGUUACAGUCGUGCUCAUUUUUUAAUCUGUAUUUUGAAAUUUCCCGCCAAUUUGUAAAAUUUUAUUGAGUGGUUUAUGUGUAAUUUCAUUGUUUUGGUUUGGUUUUAAUUUUAAAAAUGUGUAGAACGUGCUUUGUCUAUGUGUACAGUGAUGUGCGAAUUUCGUGAACUAUUGCACACCGAGACAUCAUCUGUGGAAAAGGUGGUGUGCGACGCGAGAGCAGCGAGGCGGCGGGGUGCGCGUGCGGCGGCCGCGCCCCGCCCGCGCACCCCGCACACCCCGCGCCGCCAGCAUUGCACCCCCUCAGGGCUCUGGAUGAAAUGCCGCCGCCACUACUUAGGUCGAACCCUCUAUACACGGAGGAGGAGGAACAGGAGGUGGUGAUCAUCGUGGAUUCGCUAGAGGAGGUGCCCGAGGUGGAACCCGAGCGGACGCCGCGCCGCGCGCCCUCCACCUCGUCAGGUCAGUUAGGCUACGGCAGCGGCGGCGGCAGUCACGGUCGCGUCUCGCCUUUACCAAAGAACUUCGCGGAGCCCGCCCGGCGGCUCUCAGGCAGCGACAAGCUCGAUGGAUCUCACACCACCUCCGACUCGGACAGCCCUGUGUGCACGCUCUCCAGGAGUCUCAAGGAGGAUAUACGCUCAUGCUUGGGAGGCUGCAGAUGGGAGAAAGAUGUAGGCGACGUGGUGGAGGCAGCAGUGCGCGGCGCCGGCGGCAUCACAGCUGCGCGUGCGCGCCUGCACGCGGCCCUGCUCGCGCUGCACGACCCCCCGCCGCGGGUGCCCAACCGCGGGCCCUCGCUGCCUUACUGUGGCCCUGGGGUCAGACCUGGUGACGUCACAAUGAUGCCGAAGAACACCGAGAUGUCUUUACUGGCUGCCAGUGCCCUGUUCACACUGGACGGCGCGCGAGGAGAGGCACUCUCCCGGCGAUUGGCGCGAGGCGAGCGCCGGCGCAGACGAUGCAGGGCGGUCCUCGCGGUACUCGCCCUCCUACUACUCCUGGCUUCUGUGGGGGCAGUGGAACUCCUCAUGUCCAGAGGGCAGAGGGUAUUCGGUACAGUUUUACGAUAAUAAAGCUCAUUGUAGGCGUGUGGCGUAUUUGGUAUGCUAUUGAUAUAUGCAAUUGACGACUUUAUUGUAAGUUCGUGAAGGGAGUUGACAUUAGUAGCGCAGGGUGCAAUUUUCCGUUAAAGAACCCCACACAACAUAUAGGUACUAUAUGCAUAAUACGGUCUGCAAAUCGUUCUAAUAAUUAGAUUUACAUAAAUUACGAAAGGAAAGCCGGCAAGAAUCGGGAUAUGUACCCUCUGCCACUAGUUGACAGUGAGAAAGCUAAGGCAUUAAUCACUGAACUCAUAGCGGACCAAUUAAGGUCCCCAACAUGUGACGUACUUAAUUGUCGCAGAAUCUCAUUUUAAUUUCGCGAUCAAAGGAGUUUUUGAAUCUAGAAAUGCUUCAAAAGUCUAGUUAUUAGACUAUACACGAACAAAGCACUAUCCAAUACAAAAAGAAUUUUUCAGUUUGGACCAGUAGUUCCUGAGAUUAGCCAUUACUGCUCUGCUCCUAUUGGGUAUAGCGUGAUGAUAUAUAGCCUAUAGCAUUCCACGAACAAAGGACUAUCGUCAACAUAUUAUGACGUAAUUGUCGAAGCAUCUCAUUUUAAUUUCGCGAUCUAAGGAGUUUUUUAAUCUAGAAAUGCUUCAAAAGUCUAGUUAUUAGACUAAAAUUACUGAUGGAUUUGAAAGAUAUGAUUUUUUGUUCUUGUUUCCUUAGAACUUUAAUUGCGUAGCGAUUAAUAAUUUGAAUGAGUAAUUGGCUGUAAUUUUUUAAAUAAUUGUAGAUAGAGUUUGAUAGUUUUAGAGAUAGUCUCAGCAAAUUUUGUAUCGAAUUUAUUAUUGUAAUUAGAAAUUAUUUUCUUCGUUGCAUGAUGUAGUAAUAAAUCUUAAUAUAGAAAAUAUAUUCUUGAAUUGAAGACAAUUUUCUGGUAUAGUUCAACAAAUGGAUGGAAAUUGUUUUUUGUACGAAAAACGUGAUACUGCCAUAACGAACAAAACGUACAGAAAAAUAGUUUUAAGUUUUUUUUAUCUUAUCGCUCGAAGAUAUAACCUACAUAAUGAUCUAAGGUCAAAAACAGCACGUAAAACAUUUUUAUACACUGACUGUUUUAUAAUUUAAUUAGAUUGCGGAUAUCCGAGUAAUUCAGAAAGAUACGUCAAACGUAAAAACAAAGAAACAUUAAAAAAUCUCAACAUUAAGAACAAAAGAACUCAUUAAUUAUCUAUUAUAGUUAAUUUACUUAGAAUUCGAGCGAUCCGAUAAAAUUUUGCGAAUAUAUUAGGCACAAUUACGAAUGCUUUUUAUAGAAGGUUAGAUAUACACUAUCAGAUUUAGAAAGAAAACAGAAUAAUUACUUGAAUUUUUCAUCGAAAAUAUCUCAUUAUUUUUCUAUUUUAGAACAUUCAUGCGUCAUAUCAUUUUGUUGUGUAUAUUUCAAAUAUAAUUUAGAUUUAAGUUUAUUUUUGAUAACUGUAUGACUUGGAUUCCAUUGUCGAAAUUAUAUGUAGGUUUGUAGCCAGUAAAUAUGACUAGUUUAACAAUAUUACAGUGUAAAUAUAGUUUAACAACUUAAAAAAUAUUACUCUAGACUAGAUCAGCCAUGCACAACAUGAGUUUUUCUAUGCGACCCGCUGAGGUUUUCCAUGCGGCGUGCCGAGCGUUUCCAUGCGGCCCACUGAGAUUUUUCAUGCUAGAUUUUUCACCCGUCCAGCUUUUCCACGCGGCCUACCAAGCUCUUGCAACUUUAAAAAUGUCAGUAAAAUUAAGGAAACUUUUCCAAAGAUGAUUUGAGCUGUAUGCUAAACUAAUAAAAAACAAUACUUUAGUUUGUGAAUUUAUUUUAUUAAUUAAUGAAACAUAAAAUUUGAAUUACGUUUAAAGACACGUACGGUCAAUAUAUUGAAGUUAUUGGACGAAGCACCAUAACUAAGACGUCUUUGUGGACCGGAUAAAAAACGGUUGAGCAUCGUUGUUCUAGAGUCAAUGAGAACAAUAUUAUUAUUGUUUAUUUUCACGCAAUUACACCUAGAUUUCUUCAUACUGCUUUUUAUUUAAUUUCAUAUGAAUUCAAUGAUUUAGUAUAUUUUUGAACAAUUAAACCAAAAUGUGUUUUAUUAUUCUUCUUAUUCUUCUGAAGUUGUAUCAUUUUCUAAAUACUUAUUUUUGAGAUCAAAAUUAUGAAACACAAAACAGUUCAUUGAACUGAUACUCUCCAAACUAAGUUAUAAUUAUUAUUAAAAUCAAUAAUACUUGUUAGCAUAAAUAUGUGAUAUGUAUGUAUAAUUUAGAUUGUAUUUGUAUACUAUCAAGGAAUUUGAUAAUGGGAUUCAUUGUAUAUUCCCUAAUUUUUAUUAGUGUAUAUUUUUUCGAAAUUAUUAAUUCCUUAGCAUAAAACACAAUAUUUCAUUUUAUGUUUGAAUUUUCGAAUUUAUCUUAUGUACACUCAGCCACAAAACUAUUUGAACAAAUUCAAAAUUUCGAAUGGCGCCUUUAAACUUUUCUCGUUUUUUUUUUCCAAAAAAAAAAAAUUUACUUGCCGAGAAAAAAAAAUAUUUCACUUGAAGUUACUGUGUAGAAACGUUUUGAAGUUUGAGUUAGUUCAGUUACUUUUGCGGCUGACUGUAUUUUGUGGCAUCAGAGCAGGGAUGUUAUGGAGCUCCGUAACCGUAACCGAAACUAUCGGAUAUCCGAAAUAAAAAUAUAUCCGUAACCGUAACCGUAUCCGUUAUAAAAGUUUCGGAUAAGUUACGGAUAAUAUGUUCCGACAGGUUUUUGUUUCACCGCUCACGCACUACGUGAAUUUUGUAUAGUUUGUUUGUUAUUUCUAAUCAUAACAUAACCUCAUUCAUAAAUAGUAUUUUUUUUUAUUUAGUAUAGUCAAGGAAGUUUUGUGUUAUGUACAAAAUUCAUUUAUAAGGACAAAAUGCG